Momordica charantia (bitter melon) is the source of this 2321-nucleotide messenger RNA. RefSeq names its product RNA-binding KH domain-containing protein. Lineage: Eukaryota; Viridiplantae; Streptophyta; Magnoliopsida; Cucurbitales; Cucurbitaceae. The record is from RefSeq and is a predicted model, not a curated record. Gene Ontology annotation, molecular function: RNA binding.
GUCCCGAGGGUCAAAACCCUAGACUCCGGCACACAAAGGCUCGGGAAUCAACGAACGUUUCCUAAAACUCUCGAUAACGCCAGUCGUUCUUGGAGACUCCUUCUUCCUCCUGAUUUUUUUCUGUCGAUUUACAGAUAUAAUCAGUUUUUAGUCCAUGGCUGGUCAGAGGAAUAGUUAUGGAAAACGAAACCAUUCUCAGUCUGAUUAUGCUGAAAACGGGGGGAACAAACGAAGAACUCAUGGCGAAGACAGAGAUCAAUUUGUCAUAGAUCCAGAAGAUACUGUUUACAGGUAUUUGUGCCCUGUGAAGAAGAUUGGAAGUGUUAUUGGAAGGGGAGGGGAGAUAGUGAAGCAGUUAAGAAUAGAUACUAAAUCAAAGAUUAGAAUUGGAGAAACAGUGCCUGGAUCUGAUGAGCGAGUCAUAACCAUCUACAGCGCAAGCAAUGAGAUAAAUUCUUUGGAAGAAAGUGACGAUUAUGUUUGUCCAGCUCAGGAGGCUUUGUUCAAAAUCCACGAUAGAGUUGUGGCUGAUGAUCUAAAUGACGAGGAAUCUGACGGAGGAGGUCACCAGGUUACAGCUAGACUUCUUGUACCAUCUGAUCAAAUUGGUUGUAUUAUUGGGAAAGGUGGGCAGAUUGUCCAGAAUAUUCGCACGGAGACUGGAGCACAGAUUCGCAUUCUUAAGGACGAUCACUUACCACGUUGUGCUUUGAGUUCUGAUGAACUUGUGCAGAUAUCUGGGGAAGCCCUGAUUGUGAGGAAGGCCUUGUACCGGAUUGCAUCUCGACUGCAUGACAAUCCAUCACGGUCUCAGCAUCUACUUGCUUCUGCCAUGCCUAAUGUCUACUCUUCUGGUGGUUCACUUGUGACUCCUACACAUGGUGGUCCAAUUAUGGGAUUAGCCCCAUUGGUUGGUCCAUAUGGAGGAUAUAAAGGUGACAGUGGUAAUUGGUCCAGGUCUUUAUAUUCAGCUCCAAGGGAAGAAUUGUCAUCUUCAAAAGAAUUUUCUCUUCGACUGAUAUGUCCAACUGAAAAUAUUGGAGGUGUCAUUGGCAAAGGUGGAGCCAUAAUCAAUCAGAUUAGACAGGAGACUAAGGCUGCCAUAAAAGUUGAUAGUUCAGCGACUGAAGGAGAUGAUUGCUUGAUAAAUAUUUCGUCGAAGGAGUUCUUUGAAGAUUCUUAUUCUCCCACGCUAGAAGCUGCUUUGCGCUUGCAACCAAGAUGCAGUGAGAAAGUGGAAAGAGAUUCUGGAAUCAUUUCAUUCACAACCCGCCUGCUUGUGCCUACUUCACGAAUUGGUUGCCUAAUCGGUAAAGGUGGAGCUAUCAUUACUGAGUUGAGGAGGCUCACAAAAGCUAAUAUUCGAAUACUGUCAAAAGAAAACCUCCCUAAGGUUGCCUUGGAAGAUGAUGAAAUGGUGCAGAUAUCCGGGGAUCUUGAUGUUGCCAAAGAGGCUCUUGUACAUGUAGUGACUAGGCUGAGAGCCAACCUUUUUGAUAGAGAAGGUGCUCUAUCUGCUAUGCUGCCUGUUCUGCCGUAUCUUCCCCUCUCAGCUGAUGGUUCAGAUAGUCUAAGUUACGAUGGUAGGGAUGGCAAAAGGCAUGGGCGUGGACAUUCUUAUUCUAGUGGUUAUGGGGGUUUCAAUGAUUUGGCUGCUGGUGACGGUUAUGGAAGUUACAGUGGCUCACAGAUUGGUGGCGGUGGUAGUGCUUAUGGGGCCUAUGGAAGUUUUUCUAUGGGAAGAAGUGGUAGUUCAGGGGUUUCUGGACAUGGCAGUGUUUCUCGGAGGAGAAACUAUUCCUAGAUUUGGUGAUCAUUUUCUACAGCUGAGAUUUAUGAAGCCUGAAGCCAGCCUACUGCCUUAACCUGAAGACCAGAUGAACCAGGGUUUGACAUAUUCAUGGCCCACCUUGAUGCUACCUUUAGAAGGACUAUGCCUGAAGAUCUUGUUGACUCUUAAUUUAACUCGUCCACAUACCAAGAUGACCAUGCAUACAAUCUUGAGCUCCUAAGAACCUAUUAGCCGAAAUGCCUUCUUUUUUUAUUGUUUUUCCUGCUCAUAGAUUGAACUACAAAACCGUGUUGACUUCCUCAAGGGUCAUUUGUGGAGUUCUCAUUUUGUGUGGUUUACUGCUACAAGAUUUGAUUAGAAUUCAUGUUGUCCUGGAGGUUGUCUUUUACCCGAGUGCUGCCUAUUUCUACAUCAUCGUCUAAAUUGUGCAGGGAUUGAAGUAUCAUACUCUGCUAUCUUUCACCAAAUAGUCAUUCAUCUUUAUGGUGAUAUAACACCCCUACUUUUGAAUUUCCAAUUUCUUAAGAAA